Molecule: messenger RNA, 1793 nt
Organism: Rattus rattus (black rat)
Lineage: Eukaryota; Metazoa; Chordata; Mammalia; Rodentia; Muridae
Gene: Casp8
Product: caspase 8
Exons: 8
Coding region: 27-1475 (482 amino acids)
Biological process (GO): apoptotic process; proteolysis; negative regulation of extrinsic apoptotic signaling pathway via death domain receptors
Molecular function (GO): cysteine-type endopeptidase activity; protein binding
Source: RefSeq, a predicted model, not a curated record
UACAGCUCUCCUACCCCUUGGUAAGAAUGGAUUUCCACAAUUGUCUUUACGAUAUUGCUGAACGUCUGGGCAACGAAGAACUGGCUGCCCUCAAGUUCCUGUGCUUGGACCACAUCCCGCAGAAGAAGCAGGAGUCCAUCAAUGAUGUCCUGGUGCUAUUUCAGAGGCUGCAGGAAGAGGGGAUGUUGGAGGAAGACAAUUUGUCCUUCCUGAAGGAGCUGCUUUUCCAUAUCGGUCGGUGGGAUCUGCUGAGCAGAGUCCUAAAAAGCAGCCCAGAGGAAAUGGUGAGGGAGCUGCAGGUUCUGGGCAAAGCCCAGGUUUCUGCCUACAGGGUUAUGCUCUUUAAGCUCUCAGAAGAAAUGGACAAGACGGAUUUGAAAUCUUUUAAGUUCCUUUUGAUCACUGAGAUCCCUAAAUGUAAACUGCAAGAUAACGCGAGCCUGCUUGAUAUUUUCGUAGAGAUGGAGAAGAGGACUAUCCUGGCGGAAAACAACUUGGUUACCCUAAAAUCAAUCUGUUUCCGGGUCAACAGGAGCUUGCUGGGAAGGAUCGACGAUUACGAACGAUCAAGCACAGAGAGAAGAAUGAGCAUUGAAGGAGGGGAAGAGCUGCCGGUUUCUGGUUUGGAUGAGGUGACCAUCAAAAUGCAGGACAUGUGGGACUCGCCAGGAGAGCAAGAGAGUGAGUCACUAAAUUCAGACAACGUUUACCAAAUGAAGAACAAACCUCGGGGGUACUGUCUGAUCUUCAACAAUAAUAAUUUCAGCAAAGCACGGAAGGACAUACCCAAACUCAGCAACAUGCGGGACAGAAAAGGAACCAACUAUGAUGAAGAGGCUCUGAGAGAGACCUUUAAGGAGCUUCAUUUUGAGAUCGUGUCAUUCAGUGACUACACGGCAAGUCAAAUCCACGAGGUUCUAGUAUCCUAUCAAAGCAAGGACCACAAGGACAAAGACUGCUUCAUCUGCUGCAUCCUAUCACACGGAGACAAGGGCAUCAUCUACGGAACGGAUGGGAAGGAAGCCUCUAUCUAUGAGCUGACAUCUUACUUCACUGGCUCAAAGUGCCCUUCCCUGGCUGGAAAACCCAAAAUCUUUUUUAUUCAAGCUUGUCAAGGAAAUAACUUCCAGAAAGCAGUGCCUGUGCCUGAUGAGACAGGCUUAGAACAGGAGCACGUUUUAGAAGAAGAUUCAUCAUCUUACAAGAACUAUAUCCCAGAUGAGGCAGACUUUCUGCUGGGGAUGGCUACUGUGAAAAACUGUGUUUCCUACCGAGAUCCCACGCGUGGGACCUGGUAUAUCCAGUCACUUUGCCAGAGCCUGAGGGAAAGAUGUCCUCGAGGCGAGGAUAUUCUCAGCAUCCUGACUGGCGUGAACUAUGAUGUGAGCAAUAAAGACAACCCGAGGAACAUGGGAAAGCAGAUGCCACAGCCCACCUUCACACUACGGAAGAAGCUCUUCUUCCCUCCUAACUGAUGUGUGCUCUCUACGGUUUACAUGGGCUAUCUGCACUUUUGUGUGUCCUAACUGAUGUGUGCUCUCUACAGUCCACAUGGGUUAUCUGUGCACUUUUGUGUGGAGGAGAGAAUCUAAUUUAUUUUUUUUACCAUUUCUUUUGUUUUUGAGUUUACAUUUAUGUCAUUUCCCUGUUUUCUCUCUUCAAAUCUUCCUAUGUAAUCUUCCAGUUUCAAAUACAUGACCUCUUUUGUCAUCAAUUGUUGUAUAUGCAUGCACGCACGCGUGCACGCACACACACACAAACUUCUAAAUGUAAUCUACCCAGUCUUUAUACUG